Molecule: messenger RNA, 5229 nt
Organism: Portunus trituberculatus (swimming crab)
Lineage: Eukaryota; Metazoa; Arthropoda; Malacostraca; Decapoda; Portunidae
Gene: Pfk
Product: ATP-dependent 6-phosphofructokinase-like
Exons: 23
Coding region: 602-3013 (803 amino acids)
Biological process (GO): canonical glycolysis; fructose 1,6-bisphosphate metabolic process; fructose 6-phosphate metabolic process
Cellular component (GO): cytoplasm; 6-phosphofructokinase complex
Molecular function (GO): monosaccharide binding; AMP binding; fructose-6-phosphate binding
Source: RefSeq, a predicted model, not a curated record
UCAGGUGAAGGGGAGGGGCAGUGUCUUGAGUCACCUACAGCCAGUCACUCUUAGGCUGGGGAGUAGUGUUCAUCCUUGACUGCUGCCAGUGCUCCUGUGUAGCAGGGACACUGCCUUAAGAAACCACCAGGCAGGAGCAGAGUGGAAGAGCCUGUUUAAGAGGCACCGACACGAGGCACCGCCCUACAUCCCCUACAGUUACCAGAAGCAGCGAUUGGAGGUUGAGAGAAAAAUAAGGAAGUUUAACGAGCCCGACAAGCCAGAGGUUCCCGAGGAGCAGGUCCAGAAAUAUCUGCAGGAGUUUGCUGAGGCCAAGGAGGCUGGUCGCUUUGCACACCUUCCCCCGGAGCAGCUUGAGGUACUAGAAGAGGAGGUUAAGGUAGCAGCAUCUGACUCUGAAAAAGCAAAAGACCUUGAGGAGUUCCUGAGGGUCGUGAAGGAAGAGGCACAAGCCAAGAGCUCUGAGCCCCGACCAGAGGAAAGAGACGAGUCUGUGCCGCAGCAGCAGGCUCCUGAGGAAACACCACCUGCUCCUGAAGAGCAGGCCAUUCCCCCACCCCCGGCACUCCCUGCUGAUCCGUUCCAGGCAUACCAGAACUACAUGGCAACGAUGGACUCCCAAAUCACAAUGGGGCAGGAGGGGCACCUCAUCGAGAGGGGCAUGCACAAGGGCAAGGGCAUCGCCGUGUUCACCAGCGGCGGUGACUCUCAGGGCAUGAACUCUGCAGUGAGGGCGGUGGUUCGCAUGGGUCUGUAUGUGGGCGCCCGGGUGUACUUCAUCAAGGAGGGCUACCAGGGCAUGGUGGAUGGCGGGGACAACAUCGUGGAAGCCAACUGGUCGUCUGUGUCUGGCAUCAUCCAUAAGGGUGGCACUGUGAUUGGCUCGGCUCGCUGCAUGGACUUCCGCGAGCGGGAGGGGCGGAUGAGGGCAGCCAAGAACCUGAUUAAGCGUGGCAUCACUAACCUGGUGGUGAUUGGUGGUGAUGGCUCACUCACUGGUGCCAACCUCUUCCGGCAGGACUGGGUCUCUCUCCUGCAGCUCCUCCUCAAGAACGGAGAGAUCACGGAGGAAGAGUCCAAGACCAAUGCUCACCUCAAUAUUGUGGGCAUGGUCGGCUCCAUUGACAACGACUUCUGUGGCACCGACAUGACCAUCGGCACUGACUCGGCACUGCACCGCAUCAUCGAGGCUGUGGAUGCCAUUGCCGCCACCGCCUACUCCCACCAGCGCUGCUUCAUUCUGGAGGUCAUGGGGCGCCACUGCGGGUACCUCGCCCUCGUGGCCGCCCUCACCUCAGAGGCUGACUAUGUUUUCAUUCCGGAGAACCCACCACCGGAGAACUGGAGCGAGAAGAUCUGUAAUAAGCUGAAACAGGAGCGCUCCAUGGGCCAGCGCCUCAACAUCAUCCUGGUGGCUGAGGGUGCCAUUGACCAGCAGGGCCAACCAAUUACAGCUGAGGGGGUGAAGAAGGUUAUCGUGGACCAGCUUGGCUUUGACACUCGCAUCACAGUCCUGGGUCACGUACAGCGAGGUGGCUCUCCUUCAGCCUUUGACCGCCUCCUGGGUUGCCGCAUGGGUGCCGAGGCCGUGUUGGCCCUGAUGGAGGCCAACACUGAGACAGAACCCUGUGUCAUCUCCCUCGAUGGUAACCAGGCAGUGCGUGUGCCACUCAUGGGCUGUGUGCUCAAGACUCAGGCUGUUGCUCGGGCCAUGAAGGAACGUAACUGGGACCAAGCCGUGCAGAUGCGAGGGAGGAGCUUCGCCCGCAACUUGGAGACCUACAAGAUGUUGACCCGCCUGCGACCCCCAAAGGUCAUCGAGGGAGGCAAGGCUGCAAUGAUCAGGCAAAACACUAUUUGGGACAGAGAUGAACUCUUGGGCGGCUUCAACCUGGGCGUGAUGCACAUUGGCGCGCCGGCCUGCGGAAUGAACGCUGCCGUGCGCUCCUUCGUCAGGAACUGCAUCUACCGUGGUGACACAGUGUACGGCGUCCACGACGGCAUUGAUGGUCUUGUGGAGGGCAACGUUCAGGAGAUGACAUGGGCGGAGGUAACAGGCUGGGUGGGUCAGGGUGGCGCUUUCCUCGGCACCAAACGCACACUGCCGGACAAACACUUCGAGCAGGUCGCUGCUCGCCUGCGGGAGUACAAGCUUCAUUCCCUACUGAUCAUCGGUGGGUUCGAGGCCUACCAUGCCCUGCAGCUGAUGUGUGAGGCACGAAGCAAGUAUCCUGAGUUCUGCAUCCCUAUGGUGGUGAUCCCAGCCACCAUCAGCAACAAUGUGCCUGGCAGCGACUUCAGCCUGGGGUGUGACACUGCCCUAAAUGAGAUCACAGAGAUCUGUGACCGUAUCCGCCAGUCUGCACAGGGCACCAAGCGUCGAGUGUUUGUGGUGGAGACCAUGGGUGGCUACUGUGGGUACUUGGCAACACUGGCUGGCCUGGCUGGUGGAGCUGAUGCCGCUUAUAUCUUUGAGGAAAAAUUUGGCAUCCAGGAGUUGCAGUUGGAUGUCUACCAUAUGGCGGCUAAGAUGGCGGAGGGUGUCCAGCGUGGUCUUGUGCUCAGGAAUGAGAACGCCAAUGAGAACUACACCACUGACUUCAUUUAUCGUGUCUACUCUGAGGAGGGCAAGGGAAUCUUCAGCUGCAGGAAGAAUGUGCUUGGCCACAUGCAGCAGGGUGGCUCACCAUCUGUGUUUGACCGCAACAUGGGCACCAAGAUGGCAGCCAAGGCCGUCACGUGGCUCACCGACCAGAUGUUGGCUCACCGGCGGGAGGAUGGGACUGUGUUCUGCGAGGCAAAUUCCACCGCUGUACUGCUCGGCCUGCAGAAGCGCUCCUACAUGUUUCAGCCUGUGGUUGAGCUGAAAGAACGCACCGACUGGGAGCGCCGCAUCCCCAAGGAACAGUGGUGGCUCAAGCUGAGGCCUCUCCUGCGUAUCCUGGCCAAGCAUGAAGCUGCCUACCAUGAGGAGGGCAUUGUUGUCAAGGAGGUGGAGGAAGCUCUCGACUAAAAUUUCUCCGUAACGAAUAUAUCUCCUCUGGUGAUGUGGGUCUGAGUGCAGCAGUGUCUCAUCUCUCCCUGACUCUCCUUCACAAUAGAGUCACAUUUCUUAUGUUCCAUCUCAUCACUGCCUGGUCUCUGAUGGGUCACAUUGCUUGUUACUGAAAAUUAGUCAGUCUAGACUUAUUAGGCUUUUUGUUAUCUCUAUUCAAAAUGAUUAAAUUUUACAUGUUGCUUCAGCCUGCAAGAGCUUCUCAGCAUCCAAAGCCACUGUGUUCCUGUAUUGCAUGUGUGUGUGUGUGUGUGUGUGUGUGUGUGUGUGUGUGUGUGUGACUGCGUGACUGCAACUAUUCACUUAUUGUACUCAGUCCUUGGAGAUCAGGUUGUGUUGGGCAACUCUUUCAUUCAUGCGUUGAGUUCAAAAGGGCAUGAGAAGUCACAGCCUGCUCCUGUCAUUGAAGUCUUGUGUCACCUGUGGCAGGCCUCAUAAUGUACAUAGGAUUUUUUAAUUAACUUGUGAAGUGAGGUGCUGGUGCUAGGUGAGGACUGCUGCUGCUGCUGCUGCUGCUGGGCUCACCUCAUGCAGCACUGAAAUCUCCUUCCACUCUUGGUUCAGGAAUUUGGGCAUUAGAAGCAACUCCCUUUAUUUCUGUCAAGGACUUAAUGAUACUAUUUAAGUUGUCCAAAAGACAUUAAGGAGAAAGAUUGGAUGUAGGAAGGUUAUUGGUUGUGAUGUGCCGUAUUAAUAGAUCAGAUAGCUGUGGUCUUGUGAACUGGUAAAAGGAGUGCAUGGUGUGUUUUAUCUCAUGAUGGGUUGGUGAUGCAGUGAUACAUAGUUGUAAUCAGCAGAGCUUCCCUCUCCAUGGCUGGGAGGGAGAGGGAUGAGACAGCAGCAGUGAUAGCAGAGAGAGCAUUGAAAUGAGUUGUGUGGCUUCAGUGGUGUUUGUUAUGAAUACCUCUCUUGUUGCCUGUUUCCCCUCUGCUGUUAGUGAUGUACUCACCAAAGUGCAUCUCACACCCAUCUUGCCUCUAGAAUCCAUAGGAAGCCCUCAUAGUAAACCCUCACUGCCUUUGUUUGUCAGGGGAGAGAAUGCCUGAGGUGUCAAUUGCACAGUUCAGUGUAGUCAAGUACACUUGGUAUCAGAUUUUGUUUUUCUCCCUUUAAUCUGGAACUUGCUGUAAGACAUUUCAAGGCCCUGUUACUGAAUAGGUUCUGAUAACAUGAUAUAUUUCUGGUUGAAAUAUCAUUCUAAUUCAUGAAACAAAAUUCAUUAAGUUAUGUUUUUUCUUUUUUAUUGAUAUUUUUUAGUAGCUUAUGGACUGUGUCACAGAAACAUGCAUUAUGGGGGCAUCAGGCAGGAUUCUGUCACAAUCACCAGCAAAUUAGUUCAAUAUCACACACACACAUUUAUUUUGUAACUGAAGACUAUCAUGGACGGAACCCAUGAUGUAUCCUAAUAAUGGAAUUAUUUUAUCUAUAAUAUUGCCUGUGUGAUGAUAAGCAUAUUUAUACCACUCCUGCUGCAAUGUCGGCUUGUAAUGUUAGAAUGUAGGUAAAACAGGAGCAGUUAUGAAUGCCACACAGGUGGUGGUGUGCUGCUGUCAUUGCUUGAUUUGAAAGGUACACAUGUCGGUUAGUUUCUAAUGUCUGCUGUUCAUAUCUUUUUUUUUUUUUUUUCUGAAUGCCAAAGUUUAUCAUGUUUUUAGAUGUGUAAGGUGAGUGAGUGAGUGGAGGGAGGGAACUUUAGGGACUACUGACAUGUUCAAGUCAGCAUGUAGAGCAUCUAGUCAGGAGUUGCAUAAUGGAAAUAAGGGUUGCCAUGAGUUAUGUUCAUACUAUAACUGAACAUGCAGUAUUGGAUCUCCCAUGGUUUACAAGUUUGUGUGUAUGUUACAGGGGAAGGUAAAUGAGCAUUCAGGAUUUUUAAGGUAUAAAAAAAUAUUAUUUUGAUUUACACGCGAUGGAGUAACUCAUCACAAAUUUUAUCUAUUCUUUGAGAUUAGUUUUUGUUGAUCAGAGAAUGGUUAGAUUGUGCCAUAGCCCAAUAAUUCAAGUAGUAUACACAAUAACCUUAAGCCAGAAACCAUUCACCAUGACAACAACAAAGGGAAAAAACUAUUUACUGAGAACAGGUAUGUAAAACAGGUAUAUCCUGAACUCUACCAUAUAUAUAUGUAUGUCCCUAGUGUGUUGACAGAAGACAAAUAAAUGAAUAUAUCUUUAAA